GUUCGGCAGUGUGUGAAUUUUAUUUUCGCUUGUCGACACAAAAGAAUUUCACUUAAUACUCAAACGAACGCACACACUCGCAAGCACACACACACACAUAUAGGGAUAAGGGUCCGCACAGAGCAGAGGUUGAGCAGUAAAAAGUGCCUCAUAAAGCCGAUAUAUAAACUAAUGCCAGAACGGCAGGGGGAGCGGAGCAGAGUAGCGCUGGCAGCGAGGGCUGAAAACGAAGAGGGGCAAAAAUUUUUACGCUUUUGUGAAUGUUAACAUUCAAAGAUAUCAUCAAAAAAUUCACUGGAAACGCUUGUACAAUAAUAAAAAAAAAACACACACACAAAAUCAAGAGGCAGCAAGAAGCUGACAAUGCAGAAGCAGCAUCGAAGAUCGUUUUCCCCCUCGAAGAGGAGAGAAGGAGAGAGCAGAGAAGCAGAGGAUUUUGUCGCCUCUUCUUUUGUUGGAUGAGUUGCUGUUGCCGUUCACGCGUCGUAAACUCGGUAGCAGUCGGCAACACCAACAGAUACAACAGCCACAAAGACAAUGCACAGGGGGGAAAAACUUCCGCAAAAAAAACAGAAGAACACUGAUAAAAAAUACAUGGCAAAUAUAUGUACAUGAAAAACAAGAAAAACUCUUGAACUAAAGAUAAAAAUACAUUUUAAGAUUGUAAAAAGUCUUUAGAAAUGAUUAGUUUUAUAACUUUUAAAGUUAUUUACUUAAUUACUAACUAAAAAUGUUAAAAAUUUUCAUUCUCCUACAAACCAAAAACACAAAUAAAGACAACAAACAUUUUGAGGUGAAGAGGCCGAAAGGGAACCUGUCAUCAACAGAGACAUGAGAUAUGUAUGCACGUUUCCCUUUCUCCAGCAUUUUACUUUCCUCAUGGCUUUUCCCGUCGCACUGCAAGCCAUUUGAAGAAUUUCCAUUUGCAUUUUAAUUAAGUGAAUGGACAAAUGACCCAAGGGGCCGAAAGCUAAACGGGGGUGGCCAAUGGCCAAUGGUCGGGCAGAAAACUUUAUUAUCUGAACAAGCAAUUAUGCAUAUCAUAAAACACUUUAAACAUUAAUGAGUGUCGGCGCUGGGCGGCGGCAGCAGCGGCAUGAAAAACACAGAGAUGGAUCCGAAAGAGAAAGGGAAAACGACGAGUCAUCUUUGGGAUGCUAAAGGUACUUACAGCUUCUUCCCACUUUGCGAACUACAAGACUCCAAAGGGAGACUCGUUUAUAUUUCAUUCAACCACUUGGCCAGAUAGCUAAAGGCCUCCCAAGGGGCAGAUGAAGAUCUUAAGUAGGGGGUGAGGUAUACGAAUAAAUUAUGAAAAAAAUUAUGAUAUUCCAAAGCUUUGAUGUUAAUAACAAUAGAGAAUAAAUGUCAACAAAAUGUUUAAAUUAAACAUUAAAAGCUUUAUGGUUCAUCAGAAUUUCCAUCCUUAAGUAAACUUUUCAAAAACUAACAAUCUAAGUAUUUUUUAUAUUUAUCUUACUGUCUGUAUUUUUGUUCAUAUCCACACUUGUCUUUGAGUUUCUUUUGUUUUCUACUUUAACUUAGUAAAUAUAACCAAUUGGCAAUUCCAAAAAUAGCAAACAAUACUUGAAACUUGGAUAUUUAUUUGCCAAAUUAAAAUAUGCUUAUUUAUUGAGUAUGGUUUUUCUUUGUUAAUCUCACGUUUCCGUUUGAUUGAAUCAAACAUGCAUAAAUCACUGGUCUGGCUCCACUGAUUUGCAUGUCUAUCGUUUAUCGUCGGCAUUGCCAUCUCUAAGUGGACAGGCAAACAAGAGGAAAACGCGAGCAGCAGAAAGAGACGCCCCCAAAACAGAUUCGGUUAGUUAGUUUAUGGGCAAAGUCAGCGUGUUGCCACUUUAUUGCCUGCUUUACAUUUCUGUUAGUUUUUGGUCCGCACCCGGGGGCACACAAACACAUCUACACACGUAUGUAUAAGCCAGCAAGCCAGAGUAUGUGUGUGCAAAGUCGUGUUAUGCUUUGCGGCCAAAUUAAAAUUCGACUUAAUCGUUUAAACAUUUAAAAGGCAAACUAAAAGCCAGCAGGCGUCGCAAAAGUUUCCCAUUCCCCCCCGCAGUCUCCUUUACGUACUACUCCACCAUUCACCUCCUUCUCUACGACCUGCUUCUCCAUCACCUUCUCCUUCUCUACGACCUCCUUCUCCACUACUUCCAUCUCCUCCUCCUUUUCACCCAUUCCCAUUCCCCUGCCAAUCUCCUUCCUUUUCCUCUUCCUUUUUGCUUUUUUUGCAUGCGCAGCUCAACAUGCGCCAAAAGUUGUAGCUGCCUGUUGCUGUCUCUGUCGCACAGCCAGGCUUUAAUGAGUGAGCGCCAUACAACAAACAUGGCUGCCACUGCUCGUUGACUCUCUCACUCUCUUCUCUCUCUGUCUCUCUUUCUGUCUUUCUCCUUCUUGCUCUCCAAAAACUCCACUCCGAAGAGCAAAAGAGAUGGCCUGAAUGGAGAUUUUUACGGGAUAAAUACACCAAGUGAAAGAGAAAGAGAGUGUGCGAGUGAUGGGACAGGGAGAGGGCGAGCGGGGGAAAUGCUCUUUUUGUACAAUUCAAAAAUGUUAAUUAAAAUUUAAAUGCUUACUGGGGACGACCCGUGGCAAAUUAAGUUUUGAUUGAUUCAUCACAGGACCUUCUGCUGAACAGGCAGGAAAAAUGAAAAAACGUGGCAUAUAAAAAGUUGCCUUGACAAUCGCCGGGAGUUUCAAUUACCGCGAAAAAUAUCUUAACUACCGCUUUGGGGUAAUAAACCCAAAUGGUCCGGAAAAUAAAUGUGUAUAUUAAAGCAUUAAAUAUAUAUGUAUGUGUGAACAUUAGCUGCAGCAGCUAAAUUAUAAAUCCAAUUUAUGGGCCAUUAGAUUUUGCGGGGUUGCCAGAAAAAAAAACCCAAGUUUACGGACCAAAAGAAAUUUUGGCUGAACUGAAAGCAGCUUGUUUACUAAUUUCCAUUUAAUGGCGUUUUUCUUUAUGGAUUUUCGUCUUGCAUUUUAAUUGUUGGGAAAUUAUGGAUUUGUGUUUUGAUCUUCGUACGGGUAAAGGUUAAUGACAUUUUUUUAUUGACUUUCGUAAUAAAUUUUAUUUAUUGGCCAUGAAUUUUAAGUUGUCCCUAAACAAUGGUUUAUUGGUUAGAAAGAAAAGCUGCUUAAAUUAUUAAUAAAAAUUUCUGUUUAAUUUUUUUUACAUAUUGAGUUUAGUUUCUCUAACAUUUGGCAUGACUUUGGUAUAGAUUUUAGCUGAUUUAUUAAAAAGUUUUUUUGAUUUAAAGAAGCUGUUCUCCAUUUAAGUUAAAUCAUGGGCGUAGCUCUUACGUUUCGAUUUAGUCAUUAACCCAGCACAAUUUAGUAAUGCUAAUUUAGUUGUUUUGGCCAAGAUUACGCCUAAUGCCAAGCUGACAUGCAAUAAAAGACUUUGUUUUCCAUUGUUUUUGCCUUCCUCACUCUUUUUUUUUUUUUUUUUUGGAAAGGUUUCCACCUCUGACAAAAGAAUUCCAAUUGAGUAGGGGGGAGGGUAGGUAAGAGAGGCGUCUCACCUAAGACUCCGAAGAACUCGGUGGCAGUGUUGUUGAUAGCAAUCAACAUCAAUUAAAGCAGCUGUCUGUCUUGUUGUUGGCCAUGUAAUUAUAUUUGCUGCUGCGCGUUUUUGGCUUCAUCAUCAUCAUCAUCAUCAUGGUCAUUAACCAAGCAUUGUGCACCGCCAGCAACAUGUUGCUGCUACUACUACUGCUGCGCCUCCAUGUGUCCGUCAGUCAGUUCUGAUGGCAACUGUUGAUAAUUAUAAUCCGCUUGUGGUUAAAAUGGUGUUGCCUACCUUACUGGCGAUAAGCGCGCAUGAAUAAUUAUGUUGCCGCUGUCUCCAAGUCGUUGCUUCUGCUGCUGCUGCUGCUGCUAAUGCUGAUGUUGCUGUUGCUAAUGCUGAUGUUGCUGUUGCUGUUGUGGCAAUGUCGCCUGCGCGACAACUCAUGAAUAAUUAAUGCACUGCCGCGACUGGGUUGAAAUGUUGCUGCAGCAGCAACAGCAGCAACUUGUCUUGGUAUCUUUUCAAUUACAGUAGGAAAUCGUGAAUUACAACCAGACCAGAGCCAGAGUUGGCCAUAAAAUAGCAAAGAGCUGUUGUUCUCAUUGUUGAUUAAACUUGACAGUCGGUUAUUGUUGCUGUGCAAAUAUUUAUUAAAUACACAGCGAAAUCUCCUCAGAGGGUGCCGACAACAAUUAACACUUGAAUGGAAGCGGCAGUAGCAGUAGCAGUCGUCUCUCAGUCGCAGCAACUAUUAUCAAACUCAAUUUGAAUAAGUUCGCUCGUGACACAAAAGUAAAGAAGGGGCAGCAAAAUGCUGAAAUUCCCACCUUAAAUUAAAUAAGCAAUGAGUUUGUCUCGCAAAAAAAAAAAAAAAAGGUUCGGGGCGGUCGGACAAUUGGCACUUGAAAGGCAUCAAGAUACAAUGGCAAUAACUGCAGCAGCAACAUCAGCAGGGGAGACAGCAACGGCGGCAGCGGCAAACAAGCUAAACAAGUAUUGCUGCUGUGCCGAGAAGCAGCAGCAACAUCAGCAGAUAAAAGGCAGACAAAAGGCACGAGAUGUGAGAGACGACGUCUAGGGUUGCCUGUUUCGAUGCUGCCCCUGCUGCAUGGGAAUUGAAUUCCAUUCAAAAGACGGCAGCAGGCUGUUUGUCAUACUUGCAACAGCAACAACAUUGGCUAAGAAGCAGAACCCAGUGAAAUGGCUUACAUGCAUUUCUCUGCCUCUCUUCCAGUCAGGCAGGCAGGCAGGCGUGUUGAGGUGUGUUGAGAUAGCAUCUUGCAUAAAAUUACUGCCAGUGGUAGGAGCAACAUCAGCAUCUCCACCAGCAGCAGAAGCAGCAACCAGCAACAGCAGCAGCAGGAGCAACAGCAGCAGCCACCAGCGACGUGGUUGCCUGAUGCUAUGCCACUGAUAGCCUCGAAAUUGUUGGCAGUUGCAAUUUGCUGUUUGGAAUUUUAAGCGAGCCAACAAUGAAGUUCAAGCCAAAGCAAGGAAAAAAAAAAAAAAAAAAAAAGCGUAAAAAAACUGAACAAAAAGAUAAAAAACUGAGAGAACCCAAAGGAAGAAGAAAGCCAGUGAGGAGGAGCCCGACAGCAACAUCAUUCUCAUGCUCAUCAGCAGGAGCAGCAGCACCAGCAAAAAGUUUAACCCUUCUCGGUUUUCGAAUUUUGAUUGCCUUUAAAAAACAAGAAAAAGAAGAUUCGAUUUUUUGGGACAAAGGAAGUCUAGAUUGUGGCCAACGAAAUUGCUUUCACUUAUAGUUUUAGGGCGGAAACUGUGAUGUUUGCAUAAUGCUGAUAACUUUAUUGAAAAGUCAUUAAAAGGAAGGUCGUAACUCUUUUUCCUAUUUUCCUUUUAUGACGACUACUUAGUGGUUUCUUAAAAUGUUGCACUUCAUGUUAGAAGGAGAAGUUUCUUAAAAAUAUGAAGAAACCUUCUAUCUUAAAUAUUUUUUAAGCCAUUUUAUGUUUAUGUAGAGAAAAUCUGAACUAUCUUAAAGCUUAAAGCCUAAAUAAUGUCAAUUGAGACAAGAAAUGGCAUUACAAGUCUUAAAAGCAAAUCUCUUCAUUUCAGUAAAUUACAUAAAAAGCAUUUCAUGAAGUAAUUUAUUAAUUAAUUUCCUGAAUAAUUAGCUUCAUAAGAGUGCAAAAUCCUUUCCAACUUCAUUUUCACAUCCACUUUGUAGCCUCUUUUCAGGUGCAAAUGGGUUAAGUUUUUGGCUUCUCCUCAAUCGAAGUUUUAGCCUGCGCUAAAAUCGAGACCUGCGAUUGCAAUAAAAGUCAGCAGGCAGGCACUGAUGUGUUGCUCCUGCCCGCCUCCUAUCCAUGCCACAUCUCCCCCCAGCCAUAGCCGUAGCCACAUCCAGCUCCUGGCUGAAACUUCUGCUCCUGCCUCCUUCCUUCUCCCAUUUGAAUUUCAUUCCCAAUGCCUUGAUGGUGCCUUUCGUUUUUAUUUAUUUUUUAUUUUUCAGCUCGCUUCCAUUCAAUUUUUGCUGCUGUUGCUGUUGCUGCUGCUCCUGCUGUUGCCUUUCUGCCAUCUGAGCUUUUGCAUAAGCCCGCAGUUCAUUUGAGAGAAAGAAAACAAAACUAACAAAAAACUGAAUAAAAAACUGCAAAAAUCCAAACAAACCAAAGGCGAGGAAAAAAAAUCGAAAUAAGAUAUAGUCGGGCAGCGGCAACAGCAGCAGCAGCUAGCACGAUUUAUGUUAAUCAGACAAGAGGCAAGAAGGGUAAAGGAGAGGGUAGAGGGGGAUUUAGAGGGUAUUCAGCGCCAGCCAGGCAGUUGCAUUCAAUCAUCUUUUAUCUGGCAGGCAUCGUUGGAUUUUGUUUGGGAUUUGUGUUUUCUUUUCGGUAUUAUGUAUCGCUUAGUUGCAUUUGGCGCACUUUCGGAUUUAUACCCCUCCUCCUCCCUCUUUGCUUUCUUUUCUAUCUCUCUUUCAAGUCAAAGUUUUUAUUCGUGUUUUGGCCGCUGCAAGACUUCAAUUUGAUUCGCCUGUAUCGAUUUGAUUUCAAUUUGCCAAAUGCCUUGGCUAUUUAUCUCAAUGACUCACUCGCUGCUCUGUCCCUUCCAUUUUGGCCAGUUUGCUCAGUCAAGGUGAAAGUAGCUUUUCAAAUGGGGAAUGUUAAAGGCUAUAAAAGGCUAUCAAAGUGGGUAAUUUGAUUCUACUUUUGGUUAUCUGAAGGGUUAUUCUAUCUAUUACUAUUAAGAUAAACUUUUAAAUAACUAUAAUUAGGACUUAAUCACGUUUAUGAAGCAUAAUUAGUCACAACUUACACACCUUUCAUGUUAAAUUUUGAUAAUAAAUCAGCGAAAUUCAAUACCAAC
Molecule: messenger RNA, 6850 nt
Organism: Drosophila eugracilis
Lineage: Eukaryota; Metazoa; Arthropoda; Insecta; Diptera; Drosophilidae
Gene: Tango8
Exons: 1
Coding region: 4368-4601 (77 amino acids)
Source: RefSeq, a predicted model, not a curated record